AUGGAUGCGGACGAGAGCAGCGGGAUUGGCGGCGCGCCGUGGAGCACAAAUUUAUUCGACUGUUCGACCGACCCCAAAAGCUGUUACCUCGGUUGCUUCUGCCCCUGCGUGCUGUUCGGCCAGAACGUGCAACGGCUGCAUGGGCGGCAGUGCUUUGGCCCAUGUGUGAUGCACUGUCUGCUGGGCGGCUGCAUUGUGUGGGCGGCGUACAGCACUCUCGGCCCCGGUGCCUUCUGGUGCACGCCCAUCUCCUGCUAUGCCUGCAACUACCGCUCAGAGCUCCGGGCAAAGUACCACUUGAAG
Molecule: messenger RNA, 303 nt
Organism: Closterium sp. Naga37s-1
Lineage: Eukaryota; Viridiplantae; Streptophyta; Zygnematophyceae; Desmidiales; Closteriaceae
Source: the annotation of a GenBank genome assembly